Striga hermonthica is the source of this 303-nucleotide messenger RNA. NCBI's taxonomy places the organism in Eukaryota, Viridiplantae, Streptophyta, Magnoliopsida, Lamiales, Orobanchaceae. The record is from the annotation of a GenBank genome assembly.
AUGUCUGUCAGGGGAAGGGGCCACGCGCCACCGCCUACCGCCAACGUUCACGGCUGCGACCGGCUCUACCGUGCACUCACCGACUGCCACCGCCGGAUCCCGCCGGGCCUAUCCCGCGAGGCGGCGUGCCGCCACCUCAACCGAUCCCUCGCCGAGUGCCUGGUGGCCGCCGCCUGCCCCGAGGAGUCCGACGCUGUCCGCACCCUCUGCUCCAGCGGCGGCACCGCCCUAAAGCGUCGCCAGUGCCAGCAAGCGCAGCUCGCCCUCUCGGCCUGCCUAUCCGAUCACCAAACGGAAUCCUGA